UUCCUUAUGAAGUUUUUCCAACCACGACACAAUAACUUCUCUACGAGUUUUAUUUGAAUUAUUUUGCUUCGUCACUUAACGUACGUUUGUUUAAAGUUCACAGCCGCUUCACCGUCGGAGUUCCGUACAGUUAGCUACCGUCGCCGUAAACACCUGUUCAAACACCUUAACAUCAAAUAUGACCACCAGUCCAAACUAAAUGCUUGUCUGCAAAAAAUGUCAGACGUUUAGACUACAAAAGAGAUUAUUUCGUUGAAGUUAUGCUCAGGAUCCAGUAAAACCACUAGUUUCAGAGUAUAAAUCGGGGUCUCUAAAAGACCAGACAACCUAUAUAGUACCCACGACUUACGGAAUUCCAAAGAGACAUACCAUGAAAAUCUUGAGUGAGCCCUUGAGGGGGGAUUAAAAUAUUAAGGACUUCGAGACAGGCCGCUUGUCGAAUAGACCGGCUUAUUGGAGAGGCGGCCGGACACUUUAAAAUGUUCUUAUUCGUAAAAGCCACUCCGUGAGACAUUACUUUAACUGAGACUGCUACCCAACUUCUAAUUAAACUUGGUACGGCAUGGCUUUCUUUGAUGGGAAAACUAACUGCAGUAUUCGCUCAAAUCUAGAAAAAACCCAAACUCCAUCAAAACUUCGAUGUCUUCCUGUCUUUCUUCCAAGAGGGGACACCAUCGAACAAUGAUACUGACUUUAUCGGUGCUUUUCGUCUUUUCAAGAUCAGGCGUGGAAGCAUCACUGAGUUAUGGAAACAUGAAAAUUGAAGGAACUGGAAAUAUAAGUCCUAACUACACAUCAGUGGAUAUUCACUUUGAAAUAGCAAACGUCGAGAAGAGCCAGCCAUAUACACCAACACGCUUUGGCAUGAAGCCAAAAGCUCUGCCAAUCGCAGUGCGACCUCGAGUACAUACCACGGUGCCAUUCUCAUUUAAGGACACGUGGUAUCAUAAAGAAAAACCGUCUUUUGGAGUAGAAACAGAAAGAGAAUUUUUAAAGUCAGCACUGGAGUCUCAUAACAGAUUUCGAGCAAUCCAUAACUCGCCACCUCUGAGAAUCAACAUAAAGAUGUUAAGGGAAGCUGAACAAUUUGCAAAGAAACUUUUACAAAGGGGAGUAAAGAAACAACCAAUGGUGCACGAAGACGUGCUUGUCCUGCGCAAGGAAGACGAAGGAGAGAAUUUAGCGUCAGGAGGAAGCGUCUUAGGUGGACUGACUGCGUAUGGCGCAGUGAAAAAUUGGUACAACGAGGUUUGCACUUACAACUGGGGUAAAGGAGGUUAUGAACCACAAGCUGCACACUUUAUGCAAGUUAUCUGGAAAAACAGCACAGAAUUCGGAAUCGGCAAGGCGGAAAGAAGAAAAAAUGGUCGACGUUACACCUACAUAGUUGCGCGUUACAAGCCAGCAAUCAGAUAUAACACCAUGGAAAACGUGCUUAAAGGCCAGUUUAACCCACAGUAUUGUAAACCGAAACCUUCCUUUUCACUAUCAGACGGAAAUCAAAGCAGGUUUAGACCAAAAGUCCCAUCAAUCUUGAAGGGACAUCUUCUUAAACAGCUCAGUUAUGCUCACAAGAAGCCAGCGAUUUUCCAAAGAUCACAUACCUUGAAUAGGGGCAAGAUUAAUCCAAAGGAAACGGUAAACCACCCAGGAGGUUCUUAUGACUCGAGCUAUAUAAAAUAUAAUAAUGGAUACUUGAAAUCUGCGACAAAAACACAUCCUCACGCGCAAGGUCAUCUUAACGAUAAACUAAGCUAUUAUGCCGGAAACUCUUGGGGAACAAACACCGAUAAACGAUUGUCCACGACAGCGACCGAGUAUUUUCCGAAGCAAGCCGAAGUUCUAGAGGAGUUCAUUGAGGGAGACGACCCGGACAAAGAAAAAUACUAUCAAGGGAAUGGAAAAAAUGGAACUGUAGAAAGCAUGAGGCAUAGUCUCAUACCUGUUAUGAACAGUGAGGAUGCCGAAAUUGACGAUGAACCAUCCGAAGAAGAACAAUCAACAAAAACUUUCACACCAAAAUAUUCUUAGUAGAAUUUGUCGGUUGCACUCAAGCAAUGUAUGCGUAACACCUUAAAUGAUAAGGGACUAGAUAGAAAAGCAGCAAUAAAUCUCUUCAGAA
Molecule: messenger RNA, 2122 nt
Organism: Stylophora pistillata
Lineage: Eukaryota; Metazoa; Cnidaria; Anthozoa; Scleractinia; Pocilloporidae
Source: RefSeq, a predicted model, not a curated record